GGCCCGGGGACGCGGGUGGCUCGAGGUGGUGCCCCGGCUGAAGCACGCUGCGGGCGCGUUCCUAUGGCGUCCGAUGGCUGAGUGGGCGGAGGCCCCGGGCCGGAGGACCUGCCCUCCGGAGAGCCGGGGUCCCUGCUCUUCCUGCCUCUUCCCCUGACGUAUGGCUCAGCGACUUCUCCUGAGGAGGUUCCUGGCCUCUGUCAUCUCCAGGAAGCCGCCUCAAGGUUGGCGGGAACCCCUCACCUCCAGGGCCCUGCAGACCCCACGAUGCAGUCCUGGUAACCUGACAAUAACACCCAGCCAAGCACGUUCAAUAUUCAGCACCAGAGUCUGUUCAACAACCUUUAACAUCCAGGAUGGACCUGACUUUCAAGACCGAGUUGUCAACAGUGACACACCAGUGGUUGUGGAUUUCCAUGCACAGUGGUGUGGUCCCUGCAAGAUCCUGGGGCCAAGGUUAGAGAAGGUGGUGGCCAAGCAGCGCGGAAAGGUGGUGAUGGCCAAGGUGGAUAUUGACGACCACACAGACCUCGCCAUAGAGUAUGAGGUGUCAGCUGUGCCCACUGUCCUAGCCAUCAAGAACGGGGACGUGGUGGACAAGUUUGUGGGCAUCAAGGACGAGGACCAGCUGGAGGCUUUCCUGAAGAAGCUGAUUGGCUGACAAGCAGGGAAGAGCCCUGACUGCCCUUGGCCACUGGGGCCCGAUGGUCCCAAGAGGGGCCCCGAUAGAACUCACAGUCCUGUGUCGGCCCUUCCCGCCUCCUCCCUUCUCUCUGGCCCCUGAGGACCAGGCCUCCAAACACGAGCCUCGAGUGCUUCUAACCCGGCUGACUGCCAGGGUGGCCGCCAGAGUGGUGCUGCUGCUGGUCUGGGGACAGCUGUCCUCCCACCCACUCUUUUUGGCUGCUCCCUCAGGGCUGUCGCAGUCCUCCCAGGAUGCUUGGAGAGAGACCCUGGGCAGCCACGGCGUUAACUGUUCUGGCAGCAACAGCUUGCUGCUCGGCUCCCUGGCCCCUCUUGAUCCCAACCCUGGUGCCGGCUCAUCUGGAGCCGGCUCCUGCGUUUUUCUUUCCUGCUGUUGUUUUGUAAAAAGAAAAACA
Rhinolophus ferrumequinum (greater horseshoe bat) is the source of this 1100-nucleotide messenger RNA. It is a transcript of the gene TXN2, whose product is annotated as thioredoxin 2. Gene Ontology annotation, cellular component: mitochondrion. Gene Ontology annotation, molecular function: protein-disulfide reductase activity. Gene Ontology annotation, biological process: cell redox homeostasis. NCBI's taxonomy places the organism in Eukaryota, Metazoa, Chordata, Mammalia, Chiroptera, Rhinolophidae. The transcript is spliced from 4 exons. The record is from RefSeq and is a predicted model, not a curated record. The coding region runs from base 161 to 661 and encodes 166 amino acids.